CAGGUGCACGAGCCCACCCGCACCAUCCAGUGCUGCUCUGAGAUGAGAGCAGGAGCAGAGGGUCUCCACACUCAGGACCUUGAGACGCCGGGCUGGGACCAGAACUAGGGCGGGACCAGGCUGGGGCUGUCACUUUUUCAAGCUAAAGGGGAUGUACAUGCAGGUCACCUUGCCUGGUUCGGAGCUGAGCUGCCGUGACCCUCUUUCCCUUGCCCGGUGUGAGCUUCUGGAGGCCACUGAGGCAGAGCCAGAGGCGCCAGCUGCAGAGCUCCAGCCGGCGGCAGAAGCAGGGCAGUGGACAGUGGUGGAGGUAGAGCUGGCUCCAGCUCCGUCAAUACCACCCCCUCUAGCGCUGGAGCCAGCGUCCCCUCCCUCAGCAGUGUUGGAGCUGGAGCAAGGGCCCACGUCGGCUGCAGCAGGAGUGGGAGCUGCUGAGCUGGAGUCACCUGGACCAUCACUUCUAGUGGGAAGUCCAUCUCCACCUGUGGCCAUUAAGGAGGGUGAGAAGAAGCCUAACCUCACGGCCUUCCCUCCUAAGCUGGUGGCGGAGCAGUUGACCGUGAUGGAUGCGAGGGUAGAGAUGGACACUAACAGGACCUGCUGCACAGAGUGGCUGUGCCGGCUCCAUGAGGUAGAAGAGACGGAAAGCUGCGUGGGGCCUGGCCCAUCAGUGGGGGAGGGGAACUCACUGUGUGCAGCCAGGUCCCUGGUGGCCCAACCGGCUGCUCAGGAGGCUCAACAGCCUCAGCAUUUAUUAGAGACCUGAUGUGUACUUCACUACAAGGGAGACAGACAGAGCCUGUGGUUGUAGCUGCCGCAGGGGAAUGUGCAUCAGAAUCGGAGUGGGACCAGAGCGGGCAUCAGGGUGGUGGAAGAUGCCCCCUUGGGAUGAGCCUAGUUGAGCCACCGUCUGGAGCUUGGAGUUAGCCAGGACGGGCUGGGUGCAAAUGCCCCCUCCCUUCCCUGCCAGUAUUGGGUUCUGGGUCAUCCUGUGCUGGGUGCCCACAGUGGACAGAGAAGAAAACCCAGGGACUCUCACAAGGCUCAGACCACAUCCUGAGCUUCCUGAGCUCCAGCUCUAAACCGUGACCCCUGUGCGGCACUUUGGGGGUGGUAGACACGGAGCUGGGGUGUGGCAGG
Messenger RNA from Diceros bicornis minor, 1140 nucleotides. Its product is annotated as ral guanine nucleotide dissociation stimulator-like. The record is from RefSeq and is a predicted model, not a curated record. The transcript has 3 exons. Lineage: Eukaryota; Metazoa; Chordata; Mammalia; Perissodactyla; Rhinocerotidae. Gene Ontology annotation, biological process: positive regulation of GTPase activity; Ras protein signal transduction. Gene Ontology annotation, molecular function: guanyl-nucleotide exchange factor activity. Bases 152 to 766 code for a protein of 204 amino acids. Gene Ontology annotation, cellular component: plasma membrane.